Messenger RNA from Aspergillus niger, 1632 nucleotides. RefSeq lists its product as uncharacterized. Gene Ontology annotation, biological process: DNA replication; DNA replication initiation. Gene Ontology annotation, molecular function: DNA replication origin binding. Gene Ontology annotation, cellular component: nucleus; nuclear origin of replication recognition complex. The record is from RefSeq and is a predicted model, not a curated record. The transcript is spliced from 3 exons. The coding region runs from base 1 to 1632 and encodes 543 amino acids. Lineage: Eukaryota; Fungi; Ascomycota; Eurotiomycetes; Eurotiales; Aspergillaceae.
AUGCUUCCAUCAGACAUCAGCCGAUCGCUCAGUAAGCAAUGGCCUUGUCGAGAGCUCCAGACCAGACAGCUUGCCAGUCUUCUCGGCCCUAGAAUUUCCAGCCCAUCCACAUUAGUUGUACACGGAAUAUCCGCAACUUGCAAAACGACUAUCGUCCGCAAUGUCCUCGCUGCCCUCGAAGUCCCACAUGCUAUUGUCCGGAGUCCGGAAUGCAUCACCGGCCGUCAUCUCCUAACGAAGAUCCUCUGGGCAACGCUUGAAGCGCUUGGGAAACGCGACGAAUGGGAGAAAUACGGCAAGGGAAGGUGCGAGCAUGUUAGCUCCCUGGCUGUGCUGCUGGGCGAAUGUCUUGCCUCAUUAUCGGACGGCAGCAGUAAUGACAAGGGCAAGUUCGUGCUGGUUUUGGAUGGGAUAGAUAAGCAGCGUGAAGCACCGCAUACUCUGUUGUCUGCGCUGGCGAGGCUGGGAGAAGUGAUUCCAUCCCUAUGUGUCGUCCUUAUCCUCAGCUCCAGUCCGCGGCCGCUGUUUCUUCAAGCUGCGGGCGUUCCGCAUAUUAGCUUCCCUCCGUAUACGCGCAAAGAGGCCGUCACGAUUAUCUUGAACGCUGGACCGCCUGCUGUGAGUGGUCUGGAUGACGAGACAGCUUCGAGAUUAUACCCGCAUUUUGUGUCCGCUAUAUAUGACUCUCUGGUUGGGCCUACGGCGAGUUCUAUUCCUACGUUCAGAUCGAUAUGCGAGAAGAUAUGGCCUCAGUUCGUUGCUCCCAUCACCAACGGCGAUAUCCCGCCUGGGGGAAGCAAUGAAUGGGACUUCUCGCGACUUCUGGUCAAAAACCGUGCUUUAUUCCGCCAUCAAGGCGAAGGCGCUCUUGUACAUCACAUUGUCACCGAAGAAUCAGCUCCCGCAAAUGGCUCCCUAUCGAAGCCGUCAAUGUCGGCCGUCUCGGCCCCUUCACCCCUUCCUUCUUUACCUUACUUCCCGACCUUGAUCUUGACCUCCGCAUACCUUGCAUCACAUACACCCCAACGGCUCGAUACCAUCUUCUUCUCGAAAUUCUCUUCCUCUUCCUUAUCUGCUCGGAAUAAACGCGCACAUCAUCGGCGACGGUUGAAGGUGCUUUCCCGAGCCCAGGCGGAGGAUAGUCGGGAGGCGAGCCGAGGCCCGUCAACCCCUAGCAAGAAAGGCAAAAGAGAGAAGACUCGCAUCACGAAAUCCACUCUGGAGUCUGCCUUUGCUACUUCCUCUGCCACUACUUCGGCUGUGGGCAGCAACGCCGGUAUCACCGGUCCGUCAACGAUCCUAACAGCCCGUCCUUUCCCGCUCGAGCGACUGAUCGCUAUCUACCACGCCAUUGACCCCAAUCCCCCAGCAAACCCCAUCCGAUUGGCGGCGGUUUCCGAUGCGAUAUACGCCGAGCUUGCUACAUUACGUCGGUUACGACUCGUGGUGCCAGCGGCAGGUCGCGAGAGCGGCGGUCGCAUGGGGCUCGGGUCCGGAGGGUUAAGUAGCGGUAACACGACCUCGGAUGCUGGUGAGAAAUGGUGCGUCAAUGUCUCGGGCGACUGGAUCGGAGAGUUGGCCAAGACAGUAGGCGUCGAGGUUGGCGAAUGGUUGGCGGGAGGGUUGGAUUAA